AUGCUCCCUACUCUGAUGCUACCUGCUCUGAUGCUCCCUGCUCUGAUGCUCCCUGCUCUGAUGCUACCUGCUCUGAUGCUCCCUGCUCUGAUGCUCCCUUCUCUGAUGCUACAUGCUCUGAUGCUCCCAGCUCUGAUGCUCACUGCUCUGAUGCUACCUGCUCUGAUGCUACCUGCUCUGAUGCUCCCUGCUCUGAUGCUCCCUGCUCUGAUGCUCCCUGCUCUGAUGCUCCCUGCUCUGAUGCUCCCUGCUCUGAUGCUAACUGCUCUGAUGCUCCCUGCUCUAAUGCUACCUGCUCUGAUGCUCCCUGCUCUAAUGCUCCCUGCUCUGAUGCUACUGGAAUUGUAUGGUCCACCAUCCGCUUCCCUCCCGACGCGCCGUCGUCCCCCUCCCUCCUUCCCCAUCUCGGCGCUUUCCCGCCGCGGUCUCUUAGCCACCGCCCGUGCCCUUCCGCCGCGUCCCGCGGAUUUUGCCGCCCGCGCCUUCCCGCCCGCGGAUUUCACCGCCGCGACCGCUACGUCGCCGCCCUCUGAUCUCGCCGCCGCGACCCUUUCGUUGUCGCCUGCCCUCCCAGCCGCCGCGACCUUUUUUCAUCGCCGCCUGGCCCUCCCAGCCGCCGCGACCUUUCUCGUCGCCGCCUGCCCUCCCAGCCGCCGCGACCACGCCGUCGCCGCCUGGCCCUUCCGCCGCCGCGACCUUCUCGUCGCCGGCUGCCCGUCCCGCCGCCGCGACUUCCCGUCGCCGCCUGCACAUUCCCCCGCCGCAGCUACCAGCAGCAGCAGCAGCGGCAGCAGCGGAGCAGUGGCAGCAGCGGCAGCAGCGGUAGCAGCGGCAGCAGCGGCAGCAGCGGCAGCAGCGGCAGCAAUGGCAGUAGCGGCAUCAGCGGCAGCAGCGGCAGCCGCACCCGUGACUGCAUCCUCCUUCCCCCCCCUCUCCCUCCUCCUCUCCCUCUCCUCUCUCCUCGCAGCAGCGGCAGCAGCAGCAGCAGUGGCAGCAGCGGCAGCAACGGCAGCAACGGCAGCAGCGGCAGCAGCGGCAGCAACGGCAGCAGCGGCAUCAGCGGCAGCCGCACCCGUGACUGCAUCCUCCUCCCCCCCCCCCCCCCCCCCCCCCCCCUCUCCCUCCUCUCCCUCUCCCCUCUCCUCGCAGCAGCGGCAGCCGCACCCGUGA
Messenger RNA from Closterium sp. Naga37s-1, 1170 nucleotides. The record is from the annotation of a GenBank genome assembly. NCBI's taxonomy places the organism in Eukaryota, Viridiplantae, Streptophyta, Zygnematophyceae, Desmidiales, Closteriaceae.